Triticum dicoccoides is the source of this 471-nucleotide messenger RNA. RefSeq lists its product as uncharacterized. Bases 1 to 471 code for a protein of 156 amino acids. Lineage: Eukaryota; Viridiplantae; Streptophyta; Magnoliopsida; Poales; Poaceae. The transcript has 2 exons. The record is from RefSeq and is a predicted model, not a curated record.
AUGAUGGUUAUCGUUGGAGCUAGCAUGGCUACAGGGCAAUAUGCAAAAGGCUCAAGUGACCCUUUAGGUACAGAUGUGAUUGAUCUUGAAGAACCGAAAGCCAACAAAGCUGCUGCCCCUCAUGAAGAGGUUUCCCAAUCACCCACUUGUGGCGAGUCAGCUGCUCCCAAGUUGAAGAAAGCCAAAACCAAUCCUUCUGCAGAAUACAGGAUGCAUGCAACCAUAAUGGCUUCAAGUGAAAGGCUUGCUGUUGCCAUAGAGAAACUUAUUAGCAGCGCCAACCCCGCCAUUGAUGGUCUUUGGGAUGAGAUGAAAGAACUCCCUGGUUUUGAUUUGGAUUCCCUUGCACAUUACUAUGCCUAUUUGGUUGACAAUCCUCGUGUUGCAACGGCAUUCAAGGUCUUGGGACAUGUCCAGAGAAAGGUUUGGGUCUCUAGGUAUGUGAAGAGUACCUUUAUGGUUCAUCUCUAG